Trichoderma atroviride IMI 206040 is the source of this 1011-nucleotide messenger RNA. RefSeq lists its product as uncharacterized. Gene Ontology annotation, molecular function: ATPase binding; ATP-dependent peptidase activity; serine-type endopeptidase activity. The record is from RefSeq and is a predicted model, not a curated record. Gene Ontology annotation, cellular component: endopeptidase Clp complex. Lineage: Eukaryota; Fungi; Ascomycota; Sordariomycetes; Hypocreales; Hypocreaceae. Gene Ontology annotation, biological process: protein quality control for misfolded or incompletely synthesized proteins.
GGGCGCUGCCAAUGCGGCAUGCCAGAUCUUUUGGGUUCUCCAGCACUGCUACUCCUGCCAACAGUGCGCCGUCGAUGAACAUCCCAAUGCCGUACAUCGAAGAGACAUCAGCAGCUGGCAGGAAAACAUGGGACAUCUUUUCCAAGCUUCUGCAGCAACGAAUAAUAUGUCUAAACGGCGAAAUCGACGACUACAUGUCAGCCUCCAUUGUCGCGCAGCUUCUCUGGCUUGAAUCAGACGCCCCGGAAAAGCCGAUUACGAUGUACAUCAAUUCACCAGGCGGCUCCGUCACAUCAGGCAUGGCGAUAUACGAUACGAUGUCUUAUAUCAAGUCUCCCGUCGCAACGGUGUGUGUCGGAGGCGCGGCGUCCAUGGCAGCUAUCCUGCUUGCCGGUGGUGCGCCAGGCAAGCGCUGCGCGCUUCCACACAGCUCCAUAAUGAUUCACCAGCCAUUGGGUGGCACUAGAGGGCAGGCAUCGGAUAUUUUGAUUUACGCAAACCAGAUCCAAAAGAUACGAGAGCAGUCCAACCAAAUCAUGCAAUAUCAUCUGAACAAGGCAAAGGGAUUUGACAAGUAUAGCCUAGAAGAGAUUAACGAUCUGAUGGAGAGAGACAAGUAUCUAACCGUGACGGAAGCAUUGGAACUGGGAGUCAUUGACGAGAUCUUUUCAACGAGAAAAGAUCAAGAUAAGCCAAAGAAGGAGGAGGAGGAAGGGGAAGAGAAGAAAUACUAAUACCGCGAGGGUGAAUUGAUUUGCAUGUUUUUCUUACUGAGGUGAGCACAGCGGUGAUCUCGAGCAGAUAUUCAAGCACGUCUCUACCCUAUGUCCUAGUAAACGCCGAGUGCCUACUGGAACUAAUGCUCAGGCAUCGAUGAUGCUAUCCAGUUGAUAUGUGCAAACCAUCUUUGUAGAGAUGUUGCUGGAAAUCAUACCAGCUUAUGUCAUAAUUGCUAGUACGAUAUCAAUGGUCUGCCACGGUCAAUUGUUGCUGAAAUAGCAGUUGAAAUUU